Fusarium mangiferae is the source of this 1002-nucleotide messenger RNA. RefSeq lists its product as uncharacterized. The record is from RefSeq and is a predicted model, not a curated record. NCBI's taxonomy places the organism in Eukaryota, Fungi, Ascomycota, Sordariomycetes, Hypocreales, Nectriaceae. The transcript has a single exon. The coding region runs from base 1 to 1002 and encodes 333 amino acids.
AUGGAGCCCGUGGGUGCUACCGCCAGCAUACUCACGUUUGUGACUGUCGCAUUUUCCGCUACCAAGUCAAUUUACGGCGCCCUGUCAGCAAUCAAAGACGGUCCUGAAGUCCUCGGCUCCAUCAAUGAUGAGAUAUCCCAGCUCCAAAAUAUUCUUCAGAGAUUAUUGCAAGUGGUUUCAUCAAUAGCCAGACCUACCGAUAAGCUUGAGCAAAUGGUCAAGAAAUGUAGAGAUGAUUUGGUCGGAUAUGAGGUCAAGCUUCGCCAAUUCGAUGUCUCGGGAGCCGAUGGUCGUAGAGGCCAACUAUGGCGAAAGCUGAAGCUUUGCUUUGAGGAGAAGGAGCUCGAUCGGAUCCGCCAUAUAGUCGGGAGGCAAAUCCAGUUACUCACACUCCACUUGGGCACUAUUCAGGACGAGCAGACGUCGCUCAUCGCGACACAAUCAACGGAUAUACUUGCACAUGUUAAACGCCUUCAGCAGUCAUCGUCUACAACAACACAGUCAACAAAGAUACUUAACCGCAUUGAGUGUCUCCAGGAGACAUCACCUACAGCAACACAAUUAAAUGAGGUGCUUGUUUCUCUCCAACAACUCCAGCAAGAUAUGGCGGUAUUGCAACUAUCCUGUCCAUCUGUUCAAACUCAAACUGGGUCAUCAGGCAUUCCAUCAAGGGUUGUAGAACUAGACGACAAAGAUUCACCGAUUUCGCAGCAGAUCGCUUUGGAUGAUACCAUCGCUCGAUUGAUGCGGUUAAUUGAAAAGAAGCCUUCGGUUAUGGAGUUUGAUGAUGCACAAGAAAUAUUCGACGACCUGGAGCGGCUAUUGCAGUCUGUUCGUGACGAUGUACACUCCACAAAAACGGCAAAUGGAAAUCAGAAUAAAGGUGCGGAUGUCUCAAAAGAGAUGAAGCUAUUCACUAGUCUGAUUUUCUCCGCCCAGUCUUUGAGAGUCAAUCAAACCGGUAAGCUUAUCUACCUUCCAACAAAUUAUUGGCUAACUUGA